CCGACCAUGCGGUAGCAUUAGCUUUGGCUUUGUCAGAAGUCUGCUCACAGGUCUAGUGUUUUGGGUGAAUACGUGAGUAUUUGCAAUAAAAAUGUCUUCAGUUCAGCCUCAGAUAGAGUUUAUCAACGAGCAGGAAACUCCUGCUGGAGAAACAUUCACAGAGUUUAGAGAAAUCAACGUUAAGUCCGAGGAAAAGAUGGAGGAUCAGCGCAGACUGCUGGAUUUUACCCGGAUACCAAAGAUAAUCUUGCACCGGAUAGAUCGCCCACAAUGCUGUGUGUGUAAAGAGGAGAAGGUUCUCAAUGAAACAGAACCACAGAGGAACCAACUCAUCUAUCAUGACUCUCCAGAAGCUGAGAACCAGGAUAAGGAAGGAAGCAAUUCUGAAGACCCAGGAAAAAAGAGAAAGGAAGAACAGAAACAAAAGAAGAACUAUGAGAAAACCAAACAGCAGAAAGGAAGAACUGACAGUGAAAAACAAAAGGCUGGUUUCAUUUCUCACGUGAGAACUUACUCCGGUGAGAAGCCUUUCUCUUGUGUAACCUGUGGAAAAAAUUUCUCUCGAAAACAUAUUUUAAAUGUUCACAUGAGAAUUCACUCAGGUGAGAAGCCUUUCUCUUGUGUGACCUGUGGAAAAAGUUUUUCUCGAAACGAUACUUUAAAUGUUCACAUGAGAAUUCACACAGGUGAGAAGCCUUUUUUAUGUGGGAUGUGUGGAAAUCGUUUCACCAUAAAACAAAGUUUAAAUGAUCAUAUGAAAAUUCACAGAGACCAGAAGCCUUUCUCAUGUGGGGCCUGUGGAAAAAGUUUCCGGUUGAAAAUGCAUUUACUUGAUCAUAUGAGGAUUCAUACGGGUGAGAAGCCAUUCUCUUGUGGGAGCUGUGGAAAAAGUUUCAUUAAAAAAGGUUAUUUAAAUGUUCAUAUGAGAAUUCACACAGGUGAGAAGCUUUUUUCAUGUGGGCCCUGUGGAAAAAGUUUUCCUCGAAACGAUAUUUUAAAUGUUCACAUGAGAAUUCACACAGGUGAGAAGCCUUUUUUAUGUGGGACAUGUGGAAAAAGUUUCACCCUAAAACAAACUUUAGAUCAUCAUAUGCAAAUUCACAUAGACCGGAAGCCUUUCUCAUGUGGAACUUGUGGAAAAAUGUUCCGGUUGGAAAAGCAUUUACUUAGUCAUAUGAAGAUUCAUACGGGCGAGAAGCCUUUCUCAUGUGGGACCUGUGGAAAAAGUUUUGGGAGGAAAACGCAUUUACUUAAUCACUUGAAGAUUCAUACAGGUGAGAAGCCUUUCUCAUGUGUGACAUGUGGGAAAAGUUACAAACAUAGAAGUAGUUUAACUCAUCAUAUGAAGAGUCACCCAGACGAGAAGCCUUAGGCUCAAAACUGUCAGGAUGCUUUUUACAUAAGAUCCAAUGGGAAAUCUGGUUGGAUGAUGUUCACAUCAAAUAGAACAUGUUAAAGUCAACAGGGCCUUGUCAGGCUGCUAGUGAUUCCCUGUAACAACGUCUUCAACUGUCUGGAAAUGAUACUGAGAGCUAUUUUUGCCCAGGAGCUUUCUUAUCUUAAACCAGUUUUUUGUUUUACUUCUCAGUCACAUUGCACUUAACCCUGUCACAAUAAAUCAAUUAAUCCCUCAAUAAAUGUAAAUGAGCUCAAUAAUAAAACGAGGGAAAUAAAA
Molecule: messenger RNA, 1675 nt
Organism: Poecilia reticulata (guppy)
Lineage: Eukaryota; Metazoa; Chordata; Actinopteri; Cyprinodontiformes; Poeciliidae
Biological process (GO): regulation of transcription by RNA polymerase II
Molecular function (GO): DNA-binding transcription factor activity, RNA polymerase II-specific; RNA polymerase II cis-regulatory region sequence-specific DNA binding
Source: RefSeq, a predicted model, not a curated record